Messenger RNA from Alternaria conjuncta, 273 nucleotides. RefSeq lists its product as uncharacterized. NCBI's taxonomy places the organism in Eukaryota, Fungi, Ascomycota, Dothideomycetes, Pleosporales, Pleosporaceae. Bases 1 to 273 code for a protein of 90 amino acids. The transcript is spliced from 2 exons. The record is from RefSeq and is a predicted model, not a curated record.
AUGCCUCGCUUCCAAAAAGCGAACCGAAAGGCUAACGAACAGGUUGUGGCUCAGUUCCAGACGCUCGCUGACAAUCGCGGAUGCACCGUUAGCCAGCUUGCCCUGGUCUGGCUGCUCAAACAGGGUACCAAGCGCAUCAAUUAUCUUGAGCAGAACCGGGAAAGCAUGGAUGUUGGACUGAGGGACGAGAAGGACAUGGAAAUCCGCGCGUUUGCGGAAGAUGCGGCGGUGAAGGGAACGGCGCAGCCGGCUCGCUUCUCUGAGUAUCUGUAG